ACUGAAAAGCAUUUGCAUUGGUAAAAAACCCUGGAGGAUUUUUCAUACUUUCUCUACCAAUUUUCAUUUGGCUGUGGCCUCCUCCGACCCAUUCUCCAACAAGCGCUGCUUUUGGCGAUGACACUUCGGUAGCCCUCGGGUUCGACAAUUCAACCGUUCUUUCUUCCAUCCAAUCCCUACUAACAAUUGGAUGAGAGACAUGGCAUUUUCCGAUGAUGAAUGUGAAGCAAAAAUAAAUACUGUAUCCAACUAUGAUUUUGUAGACGAUAACGAUGAGCCUAUUUCGUUCUGUGAGUUAUCGAUUCAGUGGAAAAAGGGUGUGCGUUCAGUUGGGAAGAGGAAGCAUAUAUUUUUACGUGGUGAUGCUGAUAAUGGCAAUAUGAAGAUUUAUGAAGAAGUUACUGCUUGGAAAUUCGAUUUGUCAAGUAUGAAGCCAGACAUUUGGGUGCUACAUAAAAAAGAGAGUUGGAUCUUACUUCUUAAACCAAGAAAGGCAUAUGAGGAUACAAUUAUUAGAUCAGUAGUUGUUACCCUGCAUUGCUUGCAAUUUUUCAGAAAAAAUCCCGACUCUUCUCUUAAAUCCAUGUGGGAAAAUAUGCACAAGGUUUUCAGUUUUGAGCGAAGGCCUUCUGAUAAUGACCUAAUGGAACACACAGACUUCAUUAGCGAAGCUUUAAAGCAUGAUGCACUAUUGGCCAAAUCUAAGGUCUUAGUUACGUUCCUUAAAGAGAGGCCUACAAAGAAUAGAAAUCUUGAUGAGGUCAAUGAUAAAACCCUUUCAGGGUUUAUAGAUGAUGAUCUAGCUGAUGAAUGUUCAGAAGAUCUCUCUGAUGAUGAUGAAGAUGAUCAGUUUGAAUCUGUUUGUGCUAUCUGUGAUAACGGUGGUGAGAUUAUUUGUUGCGAAGGGAAGUGCUUGAGGUCAUUCCAUGCUACUAAAGAAGCUGGUCGUGAAUCUUAUUGUGAAUCUCUUGGAUUUACUCGUCAACAAGUUGAUGCUAUCCAGAAAUUUUACUGCAAGAAUUGCGAAUAUCAAAAACACCAGUGCUUUGCGUGUGGAAAGUUGGGGUCAUCAGAUUUAUCCUCUGGUGCUGAGGUUUUUCGUUGUUUUAAUGCAACCUGUGGUCGCUUUUACCAUCCACAUUGUGUGGCCAAACUGCUCAAUCGCAAUAACCAGUUAAACGUGGAAAGUCUUGUGGAAAAUAUUGCUGCUGGAAAAGAUUUUGCUUGUCCCAUGCAUCAGUGUUUUGUUUGUAAUAUGCUUGAAGAUAAGAAAAACAAGGAAUUGCAAUUUGCUAUAUGCAGGCGGUGUCCUAGAUCAUAUCAUAGAAAAUGUUUGCCAAGUGAGAUUGCAUUCGAAGAGAAUGAGGAUGAGGGUAUUGUACAAAGGGCUUGGGACAAUCUUAUUCCAAACAGAAUUCUGCUUUACUGCCUAGAGCAUGAAAUUGAUGAAGAACUUCUGACGCCUACUAGAAACCAUUUAAAAUUUCCUGGGAUUAAUCUACAUAAAAUAAAGCAGAAACCUGAGCUGGUGGGGAAAAAGAAGAUUGUGCGAAAGAGUAUCAGUCCUUUAUCUGAAGCUGUCAAUCAAAAUUAUGUUGCCAAGCAGAAGUCAUCCACUGGAUCAUUUGGUGUUUCUUCUAAAAAGAGAGAGGGAAAGUUGCCCCCACCCACUUCAUUCAAGAAACAGAGAGUGGUGGACACUACUAGAAAGAGUUUGGAGAAGGCUUCCUCUGCUAAACAAUAUCAACCUGCUGUGACUGAAGGCAAAGUGUCUUUAGGGCAAAAACUAUUUGAGCUUAAUCAGCGGAUGAGCAAUGAUGCUGAGCCAGUUGGUUCUAAUGAAGUGGCCAAAGUCUCAUUUGCAAAAAAGGAAACAGGCACUUCAUUGACUCUAGACGCUGACUCGAAAAAAAGAAUAUUGAGCAUUGUGAAAGAUUCUUCCAAUAUAACUCUCGAUACAACAUUGAAGAAGCUCAAAGUGCCAACUGAAAAUGUAUACUCUUCAAAAUUUGCUAUCGACAAGUCUAUAACCUUGGGAAAGGUUGAGGGAUCUAUUAAGGCAAUUCGCACAGCUUUGCAAAGGCUAGAAGAGGGAGGAAGUGUUGAUGAUGCCAAAGUAGUCUGUGAUCCUGCUCAUCUCACACAGAUAAUGAAGUGGAAGAACAAGCUAAAGGUGUAUCUUGCUCCAUUUUUAUAUGGUGUGCGCUACACUUCAUUUGGCCGCCACUUCACUCAGGUGGACAAGCUAAAGGAGAUCGUGAGUAUGCUUCAAUGGUAUGUGCAAGAUGGUGACACAAUAGUGGAUUUCUGUUGUGGUUCGAAUGAUUUCAGCUGCCUUAUGAAAACGAAGGUGGAUGAGAUUGGGAAGAAAUGCUCUUUUAGAAAUUUUGAUAUCUUGCAGCCAAAGAACGAUUUUUGCUUUGAGAAGAGAGACUGGAUGACUGUCCAGCCAAAGGAAUUACCGCCCGGGUCAAAGUUGAUCAUGGGGCUUAAUCCUCCAUUUGGAGUGAACGCAGGACUUGCUAAUAAGUUUAUUAACAAAGCUCUCGAGUUUAAGCCAAAGCUUCUCAUCCUUAUUGUCCCCCGUGAGACCCAACGUCUUGAUGGUAAAAAGAAUCCAUACAAUCUCAUUUGGCAGAAUGAUGAGUUGCUCAGUGGAAAGGCGUUUUAUUUGCCGGGAUCAAUUGACGUGAAUGACAAAACAUUGGAGGAUUGGAACUUAUCCACGCCACCCCUUUAUCUUUGGAGCCGUCCAGAUUGGACCAGGAAACACAAAGAAAUUGCAGAAUACCGUGGUCACUUGUCAAGGGAUAACAAGCUGGAUGGGAACCAGUCUAAGAAGCCACCUGUCACUGUGGAUGAUUUGGAACAGCUGGCGCCGCCGCCACCACCUGUGAGAGUAAAAGUAAACACCAAUAAGGCUGAGCUAACCAAAUCACCAACAGAUGCUGCCACCACCACCGGAUGUCUCAAUAGCAGCAGUGCAGCAGCAGCAGUUGAAGCCCAGAAUGUUCCUAGCCCUGGUGGAAAGAAGAAACCUGCCCAGAGCUCGAAGCCUGGGAUCUGCAGUAAAAAAAAGAAGAAACGCAAAAGAAAGUCAUUCAAUGGACCAAUUAAAAAUAACAAACCCAUGCCACGUCACCCCUCACCCAGCAUGUCUGAUGGUGGGGAUAUAUCAAUUCAUCAAGGUGAAGAGUGCAAUUAUUUUUCCAGUUCCUCACCUGGCAAAUGCCAUAUUCCUCCAUCCUAUCGUCAAGAAAGAAUUCCACUAGGACGAACAGAGUUUGGUGUUCAGUACAACAAUGAUGAUGUGGUGAGCAAGUAUUUGCCAAACAGGUGGCCAAGCCCCCCUGGUCCACCUGAGUUUGUUCCUCCUCAUCACACACAAGCUCAAAUCUAUGGUGAGGAUUACUUGAGCCAAAACACCGUGGGCCUUGAUCACGGUUUUCCUUUGCAUGGUAGGAUGAGUACAGCAGCAGCUGGGUGGAGUCAACCGCCGCAGCAACUGCAUGAGGUGAACCAGUCAAGGAUGAAUAACUUUAAUAAUCCUCGUUCUAGCAGUAGUCAUCGUAGUUUUAGCUCCCUUGAUUUCGCUGAAGGUCCUUACCGCCCCUUUUCACAGAACUCGUCUGGGUGGAUAAAUGACUAGAGUUAGGUCUCCAUUGUAGAAUUUUACAGAUGAUUGUAUUUUACUUUUCUGGCAUUCUGGCACAAUACUGUUUUUAUGUGCUAGUGUUUAACAGUAGGUACGUGUUUAGCACAUUGUAGCAGUUUUCAAUAUAAAAAAAUCUAUAAACUUUUUGUGAAAUAUAUUAGGGCGCAUAAAUGUUAUUGCUAAAA
This is a messenger RNA of Cuscuta europaea, 3840 nucleotides long. Lineage: Eukaryota; Viridiplantae; Streptophyta; Magnoliopsida; Solanales; Convolvulaceae. The record is from the annotation of a GenBank genome assembly.